This is a messenger RNA of Rhineura floridana, 5427 nucleotides long. Its product is annotated as zinc finger protein ZFP2-like. NCBI's taxonomy places the organism in Eukaryota, Metazoa, Chordata, Lepidosauria, Squamata, Rhineuridae. Gene Ontology annotation, molecular function: RNA polymerase II cis-regulatory region sequence-specific DNA binding; DNA-binding transcription factor activity, RNA polymerase II-specific. Gene Ontology annotation, biological process: central nervous system development; regulation of transcription by RNA polymerase II. Gene Ontology annotation, cellular component: nucleus. The record is from RefSeq and is a predicted model, not a curated record. Bases 116 to 2176 code for a protein of 686 amino acids. The transcript is spliced from 3 exons.
UUGCCUGCUAAAGUCAUUUCCGGUUCCACUCCCCCCCCCCCGUCUAGAUAUCCGAGGGCUGCUGUUACUACUGGAUCAUCAGUGGCUGCGGAGGGGGAAAUCUGGUGACAAGAGCAUGGCGGAGAUCAUGGCAGAGAACAUCCAACAGGAAGGGCCUGCGUUAGAAGAAAGGCUUAUGGCUUCAGCAGGAAGUUCCCAUGAAUGCAUGUCCUUCCCGAAUGCAGCUGCUGAAUUAGGGCAUGUGUGGAAGAGAGAAAGUGACGAGGAACUCCAUCCGGUGCUGGAGGAAAGCAAUACGUUUCCAGAUAUGGAAGUAGACAUUGGGAAUCAAGAUGGGAUGAAGACACAGGAAGGAAAUCAAACAGAUAAGGAUUGGGAUCAAUCUGUUGCUUGUCUGGAUGGGAGCUUCUAUGAAACUCCAGCCCAUCCAGAAAAACAGAAAGAAGAAAGAAGCAAUGAGUGCCCAACACGUGUGGAAAGCUAUAAUGAUGCAUCGAGCAUUCAAAUACAGUGGAAAGCCCAUACAGGAGACAAACCGUUUAAAUGUCUGGAUUGUGGAAAGAGCUUCAAACGGAACUCAGAACUUAUUAGACAUAAAAGAAUUCACACAGGAGAGAAGCCUUUUAAAUGCCUGGAGUGUGGAAAAAGCUUCACUCAGAGCAGAAACCUGACUUCACAUCAAAGGAGCCACACAGGAGAGAAGCCAUAUAAAUGCCUGGAGUGUGGGAAGUGCUUCAGCCAGGCUGGAAUUCUUACAUCUCAUCAAAGAAGCCACACAGGAGAGAAACCAUAUCAGUGUCUGGAAUGUGGAAAGUGCUUCAGUCAGAGUGGAAUUCUUACUGCACAUCAAGGAAUGCACACAGGGCAGAAACCAUUUAAAUGCCUGGAGUGUGGAAAAAGUUUUCGCCAGCAGAUACACCUUACUUCCCAUGAAAGAACACACACUGGCGAGAAACCAUUUAAAUGCGUAGAGUGUGGAAAGAGUUUCCGUCAGCAGAUACACCUUACUUCCCAUGAAAGAACACACACUGGCGAGAAACCAUUUAAAUGCGUAGAGUGUGGAAAGAGUUUCAGCCAGAGCUCCCAUCUUAUUAGACAUGAAAGAAUCCACACAGGAGAGAAACCAUUUAACUGCCUGCUGUGUGGAAAGCGCUUUGGUCAUAGUGCAGAACUUAUUAGACAUGAAAGAACCCACACAGGAGAGAAACCAUUUAAAUGCCUCGAUUGUGGAAAGAGCUUCAGUCGGAGCUCAGAACUUAUUAGACAUGAAAGGACCCACACAGGAGAGAAACCAUUUAAAUGCUUAGAGUGUGGAAAGGACUUCGGUGAUAGUACAAAUCUUAUUAGACAUCAAGUCAGCCACACAGGAGAGAAACCAUUUAAAUGUCCGGUGUGUGGGAAAAGCUUCAGUCAGAGCAGGAGCCUUACUUCACAUCAAAGAACCCAUACAGGAGAGAAACCGUAUCAAUGCUUGGAGUGUGGGAAAUGCUUCAGUCAGAGUGGAAUUCUUACUGCACAUCAAGGAAUGCACACAGGACAGAAACCAUUUAAAUGCCUGGAAUGUGGGAAACGGUUUCGUCAGCUCAUACAUCUAACCUCUCACAAACGAAUUCACACAGGAGAGAAACCAUUUAAAUGCCUGGAGUGUGGCCGGAGUUUUCGUCAGCACAUACACCUUACCUGUCAUGAAAGGACACAUACAGGAGAGAAGCCAUUUAAAUGCCUGGAAUGUGGAAAGAGCUUCAGUCACAAUUCAAUCCUUAUUUCUCACGUAAGAACCCACACAGGAGAUAAACCGUUUAAAUGCCUGGAGUGUGGAAAGAGCUUUACUUGGAGCACGCUCCUUAUUAGACAUGAAAGAACCCACACAGCAGAGAAGCCAUUUAAAUGUAUGGAAUGUGGAAAGAGCUUUAGAGAAUGCUCAUUACUUAACAAACAUCAGAGAAGCCACACUGGUGAGAAACCAUUUAAAUGCUUGGAGUGUGGAAAGAACUUUACUUCAAGCACACUCCUUAUCAGACAUCAGCGAGUUCACAUAGGAGAUAAUCAUUUAAAUGCUUGGAGUUUUGAAAGAGCUUCAGUCAGUGCUCAGAACUUAUUAGACAUAAAAGAAUUCACAGCAGAGAUGAUCCACAGCAAUGAUGAGGAUGCCGUGCAAACUGUUGUCAUGCAAUAAGCCUUGUUAGGCUCCAGCAAUUAUACAUGCUGUGGAGAUUUAUAUAUAUAUUUUAGGCUGUAGCAAGAAUGUCUGUAAUACCAGAAAAGUUGCAUUGGAUUGCAUAAAGUGGGCUUCAGCUGUAUACAUUUUAAUGCACCAUCUGACCAUUUCUCCAGACGCUGUUUCCUUGACGAUGUUCAGCAGCAUGAAGAAAGACUCCUAAACUAUUCAUGUAGUUCUUUUUUUAAGUGUAAGUUUCCUAUUGUGUAAACUAAGAACCAGUGCUUUCACGUUAGGCCACCAAGCCAGUUUCCAUGAUAUAUAAACACUGCUAGGCUUCCUUGUUCCCUCUCCUUGUACAAAAGUCACUUCACCCAUAUCUCUAAUCCCUUGUCUUCCAUACCCCCCUUUUAAAAAUACCGUUUUUGCCAGGUGGCAGUGUGCAGUAUUCAAAGAGCUGGUCACCCUUCAUGUGUAAGAAGGUGUGACAGAAGAAGAGACUUGUUAAUAUCUUGGGACACAAAUAGCAGAGUCCUGCGUCACCUUAAGGUCUACCAGAUUCACUGUUGGCUGAGCUUUUGUCAGGAAGAGCUGACUUGUGUCUGACACAUGAAGUUGACCCAGAAAGUGUUGGGUCUGCAGACCAAGUGCUAAUCAGCAAGUGUUGGUUAGUUGUAUCUGUGUACUAUCCAUGGAAAGGAUAUAUCCAGGGGUGGGGAGGAAUUUUUCACAUGACAAAAAUAUUAGAAACCAUCUUCUGACUUUCUGUCAUGGAAGGCUCCAUCGAUGGAGAAGGAAAAUCCAAAAGGGAAUUUCUGUCACAUUACAAAAAAUAAUACAAAUAAUAAACUGUCUUCUGACUGGGUCAUGGAAGGCUCCUUCAGUGGAGGAGGAGAAUUUCUGAGGGGAAUUCCAGUCACGUGACAAAAAAGAAUAAAAACUGUCUUGGCAACUCUGUGUCAUGUAGGGCUGAGAGGAGACACUGAUCAGGAAGCUAGGCAAGAACUUUAUGAUCAACAGGAUUUGACAAGUGUUGGGAAAGUCACUCAGAAUGCCAUUUGUAGAUUGCUCUCCUGGUGCCCUCCUUUAAGAAAUACUUUUGUGGACACAUCCAUGCCACACAUUUAAAGCAGUAUUGUACCAUGUUGAACAGCCCUGACUUCCCCCAAAGAAUCCUGGGUAAUGCUGAGAGUCGUUAAGACACUUAUUCUCCUCCCAGAGGUACAAUUCCCAGCUUGGUUUAACACUCAAUCUCUCUUCCCAGGGAACUCUGGGAAUACUGUUCUGUAAGGGGAACAGGGUUUCCUAACAACUCUCAGCACCCUUAGCAAACUACAGUUCCCAGGAUUCUUGGAGGAGGAGGCCAUGACUAUCUAAAGUGAUAUGGUAGUGCUUUAAAUGUAUGGUGUGAAUGUGGCCUGUGUUCAACCUUUUAACACUGUUUGAUAUUAUUUACCAUUAUAUAAUAUCAUAUAUUUUAGCCUCUGGAGAUGGAUAGAAAUUGGUUGUCAUUUUUUAGCUUUUGUAAGGGGGGGGGGAUUGAGUGCUGUUCAGUGGAAGGGUUACGAGUGGUUGUCCUGUGUGUUUUUAUGCUGGGUUGGAUUUUACUGUUGAAUUGCUGUAAAUGUUUGCAUUUUUAAUUUUGUUUUACACUAUUAUUGUAGAGAAUAUCUGUUACUUUGUUGUUGUUUUUAGGCAACUACUAAGUGGGAAGAAAUACAUCAGUAAAUAAAUAGCCGGCCAUUGUACAUUUCUGUCGUGGGCAGGCUCACUAUGGAAGCCAUGAAGGGGGCAGCCAAGGCAUCUUCUCUCCUAGGGUUUCUCAGACUUCAACCCCCAGGCCUCACGAUGUUGCAGCGUAGCGAAAUUGGGAAUGGAGCGUCUGAGUGAGGCUUUGUGUGUUUGAAUCUUUGCUAAAGAUUACACCUUCCCUGGAAUUAGUCAGAGAGAGACUAUAAGCUUUAAAAUAAGAAAGAACUACUAAGACAAUAAUGCUGGGAAAACCAGAAGGGAGUAGAAAAAGAGGAGGGCCAAACAAGAGAUGGAUUGAUUCCAUAAAGGAAGCCACAGAUCUGAACAGGGUGGUUCAUGACAGAUGCUACUGGAGGUCGCUGAUUCAUAGGGUUGCCAUAAGUCGCAGUCAACUUGGAGGCACAUAACAACAACAACAACUUUAUUCUGGAAGUACCUACUUGAUAGGAAAGAGUUCUACAUCUAGCUAACUAGCUAAGUUGGAGAUGCAGACACUAAGCCUAGUGUUUGCCCUCAUGCUUGGAGGAGAGGGAGAAAGAGAAGAUGUCUGCUCUCCCUUUCAAGAGAAAGGAGGAGGAGGAGGAAGGAGAUGUGGUCAACAUCCUUUGCAUAUCAGUCUAGCAGGAAGGGAGAGACAGCAGGAGAUCAAAGGACAGGUAUUAGCCUAGCAACCAGGAGGUCUCUCUAGCUACCGUUUUUAACCCCAUGCAGCCUCAACCCUUAAGUUGGAGUUGAACCACAUAUUCCAAUGCUUGAGAGGUCUGAUCAUUACCGAGGACCAUCAAUUUCAAAAUGGCAGUUCAGGGGUAGAGCCGGUCUCCAAAUGGAGGUGGGGCUUAGCCCAAAUAUGGCAGCAAGUGCACUUACUUAUAAGGAAGGAAGGCAUCAUCUCUGCUAUACAUUUAAAGCAAUAUUGUACCACUCUAAACAGCCAUGGCUUUCCCCAAAGAAUCCUGGGGACUGUAGUUUGUGAAGGGUGCUGAGAGUUAUUAGGAGAGACACCCUAUUCUCUUCACAGAGCUCCCAAUUCCAGAGUGGUUUAAUGGUCAGGCCCCAUUACCAAGGAACUCUUGAAAUUAUAGCUCUAUGAGGAGAAUAGGCGGGGGUCUCCUAACAGCACCCUUUACAAACGACAGUUCCCAGAAUUCUUUAGGCAAAUCCAUGAUGCCCCCCCCAUCCCCAUGUUUGAAGUGGUAUGAUAUUGCUUUAAAUUAUAGGGCAAAUGGGGCCAAAGUGAUACAUAUUAAAGCAGAUAAACAGUACAGACUCAGAGGAAUGGAAAGAGCCAGAUACAACCCAGAAGCUCUUACAAGGCGGUUAGCAGGAAUAGGCCACAUUCACACCAAACAUUUAUUUCACUAUUAUUCCACUUUAAACAGUCACAGUUUCCCUCAAAGAAUCAUGGGAAGUGUAGUUUGUGAAGGGUGCUGAGAGUUGUUAGGAGACUCCCUUUUUCUCCUCACAGACCUACAAUUUCCAGAGGAGUUUCAGUCAGUUCCUCUUCUCAGAGAUCUCUG